Molecule: messenger RNA, 3605 nt
Organism: Nilaparvata lugens (brown planthopper)
Lineage: Eukaryota; Metazoa; Arthropoda; Insecta; Hemiptera; Delphacidae
Exons: 2
Coding region: 1065-2933 (622 amino acids)
Molecular function (GO): protein binding
Source: RefSeq, a predicted model, not a curated record
UGCUAGAUUGUAUUUGCUCCAUAUUUGAUAGAAUCACAGAUUGCUUAUUUGAAUCUAUCUAAAAAUCGAUUUGAUAGGGAUGGUAUAAAUAGUCUAGCAAUUGUUUUACCAAAUACAAGAAUUGUAUCACUUGAUUUGAAUUAUUGUUCUAUUGGUAACAGAAACUUAGAGAUAUUAUCAGCCUCUUUGGUUCAUACAAAAAUAACUUCUCUCGGUUUCAAGGGAAAUGUUCCAAAUGAUUAUGAUACAAAAUCUUUGGCUGUUGGAGUGAAAGACUCGCAAAUAAGUUCAAUCGAUCUUGGCUCCAAUGAGGCAGUUGAUAUGGUUCAUCUACUUUCAUUAUGUAUGGUGGGUUCAAAACUAACUUCUAUAACUUUGAGUGAAUGUAGAAUAGACUGCUCUGUUAUGGAGGAUUUAGUAAUUGCUUUGAGAAAUACAAAUACUACAUCAAUAAAUCUUAUUGGCACUUACAUGACCUGUGAAGUUAUGAAAAUAUUUGUAUCAUGUUUGGUCAAUUCAAAAAUUACCAAUUUGCAUAUGAGUAAUGGCAGGGAUGAUAAACUAGACAUUGGCGCUGUGGAAUGUUUGGCACUUGCUCUAAAAGACACGCAAAUUUCUUCGCUCGACCUCAGUGAAAAUCAAUUGGACUGUGAAGUUUGAAGGUUUUAGCACCUUGUUUGGUGGAUACAAAAUUACAACAUCUUAAUCUAGAAGAAAAUAAACUAGACUAUGCCAAUUAUUUUGAUGAAGAAGUGAGAAAUUAUGAGGGGGUGGAAUGUCUGGUACUAGCUCUGAAAAAGUCACAAAUAAUAAAUCUGAAUCUUGCUAAUAAUGCGUUGACAUGCAAAAGCCUUAUUAAUCUCAUACUGAGUUUGUCGGAUACAAAAAUUACUACACUCGAUCUUAGUGGUAAUGAACUAUAUUGUAACGUAUUUUAUUUAGCUAAUGUUCUGAAAAGUACUCAAAUCAGUUCCCUAGCUCUUCGGAACAUACAGAGGAACCGCAGAUUGAGUAAUACGUCACAUUAUAAAGUAUCCAAUACUUACUAUCAGGAUUUAUCAGGAAUGCAAUGCACAUUCAGAUUGUAUUAUCUUUUCCAUAUGAAUCAGGCUGAAAAAAUAAUGAUCCUUAAUCUUAGUCGAAAUGAGAUGUCUUGUUGUGCAAAACUGAAAGAACUUUGUCAGUUUUUGUCAAAUUCGCAAAUUAUUUCACUAGAUCUCAGUGAUAACAGAAUCAAUUGUGAUGGCGUUUAUUAUCUAGCACAAGUCUUGCAAUCAACUAAAAUUUCUUCAUUGAAUCUAGCAAAUAAUGAAAUUUCCACUAAUGGUGUGCAGCAUUUGGUCCUGAAACUUCCGGGGUCACAGUUAAAAUCACUUGAUCUAUCACAUAACUUGAUUACAGAUGAGAGCAUUGAAUGCCUAUGUGGAAAUCUUGCAUAUACAAAAUAUGCUGAUCUUAACCUGAGAGGAAAUAAAAUUGGACGUCAAGCUGUGGAUCACUUGUGUAAAAAUGUUGCUGAAAUCAAUGUUCAAUUUGACUUGCCGAAUGAUGAUUUUUCACAUCAUAUUGAUUUGUGCAAGUAUCCAGGUUGUGUUAUUGAAAUUUACCAGACAUCUUUUGAAAAAGGGAUUGACUAUUUCAAUAAAUUUGUCUGUGAUAAAACUGAUAUCACAAAGGUGUACAUUCGAUCCAGCUGUAAAAAUGGCUUACCCUUCUUCAGAGAUCUUGCUAAAAUAGUUAGUAAUAUCAACAUCUCUGAAAUCGAAAUGGGAGAAUAUUCUAGGAUCCCUUAUUCUGUAUUCGCAAACAUUGCUCAAUUGAAAUGUAAUGGAACGGGAAGCUGGUUUUCACCGGUGGUUUUAAAUAGAGUGCUAAUUGAACUGAAAUUUCAAAAUAUCAAGAAAAACUGUUUUCAAGAUCUCGCAAAACUUUGUUUAAACAAUAUUAUGUAUCUAGACCUUAGCCAUAUCGAUUUGGAAGAAGACAAAUUCAUUUUUUUUGCUCAAGCAUUGAAAAACAACACCAUGGAUCAAAACAAGAAUAAUUAUUUGAUAUCAUUGAAUUUGAGUAAUAACAAGUUGGGAGCAAAAAGUGCGAAAUUGCUUGCAGAAGUCCUUCCAUAUAAUAUACCAUCAUUAACCUACAUCGAUCUGAAUGGUAACAAAAUAGGAUAUUCAGGAUUCAAAUCUCUGAUGGAAGUAGUUGACAAAACAAGCCUGUGUUGGCUUUCGUUGGGAGACAAUAAUAUCGAAGACCAGUUGCAGGAAAGCAUUGAACUAUCUCCUUACAUUGUGCCCCGAAAGGAUGAUGAAACGCCAGUUGCUUUCCAAGUGAGGUACUUAUUCAGGCAACUGGUGUCAAUGAACACAUGCAGUGGUGAACUGGAAUUCACAAUUCCCACAACCGACUCAAACCCUCCCGUCAAUAUCACCCACUAUCCCAAGCUGCUCAAGAUCUAUUCUGCAUUUGAAAAUGACGUGAAAUAUCUCAACGUGCAAGUUUAUGACAACUAUUACAUGAAAAGUAAGAGGCAUGACAGACGGCUUUUGGAAAAAAUUGAGAAAUUUGGGAAUGAAAUUGAGAAAAGAUUUUUAUCAUUCAUUAACAGCAUCUCAAAUCAAACGAAACUCGAACAGGCAUUUGGCUAUGACAGCUUUGUUGUUCUUGUCAGGGAGUGUGAACGCCUUGAGUUGAAUGAAUGUGUUGAAUCUCUAUUACUCCAUCGAGUGUUGUAUUAUGUGGAUGAUGAUGAAGAGAUAUUGCAUCCAUUCAUUUAUAGAAUGAUGCACAAAUACAGUAUGCCUCUAUAUUGUAAACAAAUCGAACCAAAUAAGAGGAAGCAAAUAAUUGCUUAUUACAAGAAUCAUCCGGAAAUCGAAGAAGCUGAGGCACUAAUUGAUUUGUUAGCAUCUAUGUCUACAGAGGAAAAUUGAUAUUUCUGGUAACAAAGCAGCCAUCAGCCUUAUCUUGACAACGAAUUAUGAAUUAUGUUAGCGAAUGACUUUCAAUUCUAGUCCAAACCUAGAAAAUAUAACAUUUUUGCUGUUUGUUUCUUUGUUCUGAAUCUAAGAUCGUUUAAUUCUGUUGUGAACACAAUAUUAUCUAUUUACAGUUUCAAAAUAUUUUCCAAUAAGAGACAGUUGUCAGUAAUCUAACUAUGUUUUGUUGGAUAGUAUUUGCUACCGCAUUAAUUCUAUAUAAACUUUAUGGAUAAUUUACAUUUAUAAAUUUAUUUUUCACAUAAUUAUGUUGAAUGAGUCGAAUAAUGAUUUAUUAUUAUUUAUUCUUAUUUCAACAUAGCAUCCAAUUUUUUAAUUCUAUCAAUAAACCCAAUUUUCUACGUUUCCACAACAAAAUUUUCUUUAUAACAGAAAAUUGGCAAAUUUGGUUACAGUUUUAAUGUAACUUUUAAAAUGUGUGUGCCUUGAGUUGGAUUUUUGUAAAGGCUUUAAUAAAUGUAUGAUAAAUAAGUCGCUAAAUAUCAAUAUUAUUAUUGAUAAGUCGCUGAUAAUCUAAUUUUGCCUUGAUUCAAUUAUAUAAAUUAAGAUACUUAUUCACUUGUUUUCAUCAAAAUACUUGGCAAUGUGAACUCGUCUAAAGAGACC